This is a messenger RNA of Guillardia theta CCMP2712, 1959 nucleotides long. RefSeq lists its product as hypothetical. The record is from RefSeq and is a predicted model, not a curated record. Gene Ontology annotation, molecular function: protein binding. The transcript is spliced from 4 exons. NCBI's taxonomy places the organism in Eukaryota, Cryptophyceae, Pyrenomonadales, Geminigeraceae. The coding region runs from base 1 to 1959 and encodes 652 amino acids.
AUGUUGAUCGUCUUCUUUUUCUCGUCUUCCCCAGAAGGGGCGGAGCAGGAUGGAGGCAAGAAGGAGCAAUGGCAAGCUUGGAGCGGACAGGGUCACACUCUGGGGAGCACAGGGAGGUCUGCUGUGGUGAUCAACAGCAGCAAGGAAGCAGAGGCGAAGCUGCGAGCCAUGGCGGCAGCUGAGCGGCGGCUCGGCCACUCCAGAACCUCGUGGGAGGAAGAGGAGCGUCAGGCGGCGCUGCAGCACCUGCAGAUGGACCGAGAGAGGAAGACGAGACUGGCUGCAGCGGCUGAAAGGCGAAUGCAGGAGGGAUCGUUGAGAGGAAGAGCGAUCAGGCCCACCAUGCAAGUUCCGCAAGCAAGCAAAGGACCUCCUGGGAGGAGAAGCACGUACGAAGACGUGCAAGGAAUGGAGUUUGAGGAGGAGGAUGGGAGAUACGAGUUCUUGAGACCGAUGCGAUACGAUGGCCCGAGCAGAACGUGGGGGAGGGAGGCGGAGGAGGCGGAGGAGGCGGAGGAGGCGACGUUCAGUCCAGAUUCGUUGACGAGGAUCAGUCAAGUUGCCUCCAUGAUCAACAAGAUGGAUUUCACAUUGGGAUCCACACAGUCGCAACCUCUUCCUAUCUUCUCUACAGCUUACUCUGGUUUGGACUCGAGGAUUGAUCCAACUGUGUCAAGAGCGCGGGGUCACGAUGAUGCUGAUGAUGCUGAUGAUGCUGCCCUUGCUCGCGCUCGUCGCCUCCUCGCAGCCGCCAAGACGAGCAUGCCUGGUUUGUUCACAGAAGGCGAGACAGCGGCAGCCGGGAGGAACAGCCUGCAUGACAUGACGGAGGAGGAGGAGGAGGACUUCCUCAGCAGAAUCCGUCAGACAGCCAGGAGCAUCUUGAACGUGCAGGAGGAGAAUCUUGAGCAGACCGAGGAUUUCAGCGAGGGCAUCCCGCCCUUCACGUCAGAGUCGAUCUCUUCUCCAUUUAGGAUGGAGCGGGAGCGGGAGCAAGAGAGGGAGAGGGAGAGGGAGAGGGAGAGGGAGAGGGAGAGGGAGAGGGAGAGGGAGAGGGAGAGGGAGAGGGAGGAGCGGGUUCUGGUGAGCAGGAAAACGGAGGAGGUUGGAAUUCAGGCAGACGUCGAGCGAGAGAUUUCCAGCCCAGCUGCAAAGACCUGGCACUCGCACAAGGCACUGCAUGUCAAUGUUUCGGAGCUGAGGCUGCGAAGGAGGAUCGCCAGAGGAGAGGAGGAGGAGGAGGAGGAGGACGAGGAGGAGGAGGGUUCCUGCAGCUACUACCUCAAGCUGGAGCUGGCGGGCUCGAAGGCCAGGACUGCUUCCCAGCUGGCUCGAGGAGGAGAAGUGAGCUGGUCGGAGGACUUCCAGUUUCACCUGCCGUCGGACGCCUCCAAGUUGGCGCUGCAGGGGAAGGUGGUGAAGGUGAAGCAGUACGACUCCAGGUCAUACCCAGUUGACAUCCUGCUGGGCUCUUGCUCGCUCCCUCUCCCUCCCCUCCUCCACGGUCAACCCCAGCUGGUGUGGACCUGGGCGCAGCUGGACUCGGUCCCCCCCGAGAGGGGCAGGGAGCUGCACGUGGCGCUGGAGGUGACGGCAAGCCGCAUGUUCCGGACGCACACGGAGAAGCCUAGAGGAGGGCGAGAGGAGGCGGCAAGCGCGGGAGGAGGAGGAGGGAGGGAGCGGCAGUCGCCUCUGCGUCCCAGCGGUCGGAGGAAGGAGUUGAGCAGCUGGGCCACGAUCAACGAGGAGGCAGGGAGACUGCAGCGCGCAUGGAGGAGCCACCUGGCAAGGAAGAUGUUGAGGAGGAGGAGGGAGGUGAGAAAGCGGCUGGGGAGGAGCGAAGAGCCGGCGGAGACGAUCUCAGACGCGCUCAGCAAGCUCAAGAAAAAGACAGCUGGCGGGCGGUCGAUCUUGGGGGAGGAGAAGAGCGGGCACUGCCGAGACCGGAGGCAGCACUAA